Macrosiphum euphorbiae (potato aphid) is the source of this 888-nucleotide messenger RNA. The record is from the annotation of a GenBank genome assembly. Lineage: Eukaryota; Metazoa; Arthropoda; Insecta; Hemiptera; Aphididae.
AUGUCAGCUGGUGGAAAUUUUAUACCACCCAUGAUAAUUUUUCCUAGGGUGAGAAUGAAACCUGAACUACAGGAUGGUGCUCCUCCAGGAACUAUUUUUCAUUGUCACCCAUCUGGAUGGAUGCAAUUAGAAAUUUUUACAGAAUGGUUCCAACAUUUUAUUAAUCAUGCCAAACCAACAGCAGAAGAUCCAGUUCUGCUUAUACUAGAUGGUCAUAUGACACACACAAGGAAUUUACAGUUUAUUGAUUUAGCAAGGAAAAAUCAUACCACUGUUGUGUGCUUACCGCCACAUUGUAGCCACAAAUUGCAGCCAUUGGACGUUUCUUUUAUGGGACCUCUAAAUACAUACUAUGUUCAGGCAAUUGAGAAGUUCCUACAAAAUAACCCAGGAAGAGUUGUAUCUCAAUUUCAAGUGAGCAAACUUUUUGGUGAAGCUUACAUUAAAGCUGCAACUCAUAUGAUUGCCAUAAACGGUUUCAGAAAAUGUGGAAUUGUGCCAUUAGAUCCGAAUAUAUUUGAUGAUUCAGAUUUUAUUGCAGCUCAAACUACUGAAAUUGCUGUAAUAGAUAAACCAAUAGCUGAAAUUGCUGUAAUAGAUCCACCAGUAGCUGAAGUUUCAAUAAAUGAGAAUGAAACAAAUAACAAUCAAGAAGAAACCCAACCUAGCUCAUCGUUUACUGUUAGUCCAGUACAUUUAAUUCCUAUACCUAAAACAAGUAUUAAAUCACGGUCAACUAACAGGAAAAAAGGCACAGCUGCUAUUUUAACAUCUAGUCCAUAUAAAACAGAACUAGAAGCUUCCGAAGCCGUAACACCACCUAAAAAACGUUUAUUUAAUAAAAAAAAACCAACAUGCAAACGAAAAAAAAAAUCAAAACAAGUCUAA